AUGGGUGCUUUCACUCUCCCUUCAACCGACGGUCGCAUAGUCGCCGUACUUGGUGGAGGUGUCCUUGGCCGUCGCAUCGCUUGCGGAUGGGCUGCAAGCGGAUUUGACGUUGUCAUUCGUGACCCAAGCCCUGAACAAAGGGCUGCUGCAUUGGAAUACUGCAAUACGAGCAUGUCUCUGUACUCAGACUCAGAGACCCGAGGAACUGUCACAACGGUUGAAGAUCUUGCCGAGGCUGUUGCCAACGCAUGGCUCGUUAUCGAAGCUGUCCCCGAGAAACUCCCUCUCAAGAUCUCAACCUUUGCAGACUUGGAGAAACUCACAUCCCAUGACACCAUCCUCUGCAGUAACUCGUCAUCUUACAAGUCAAGAGAGAUGAUCGCGGGUCUGAAGGUGGAGACAAAACGACGCGUUUUGAACAUGCACUAUUACAUGCCACCAGACUACCGUGUCGUCGAGCUCAUGACCGACGGCGAGACCGACGAGAGCAUCUUCCCAUUCCUGUAUCAGAAACUCGAGGAGAUCAAGUUUCACCCCUACAUCGCACAGAAAGAGUCCACCGGUUUCAUCUACAACCGCCUCUGGGCUGCCAUCAAGCGAGAAGUUUUGAACAUUCUCGCCGAGGAAGUGUCUACUCCAGAGGAGAUCGAGAAGCUCUGGAAGGAAAUGUGGUAUGCUAAGGAGAAGGGACCCGUUGCUAUGAUGGACGCCGUUGGUCUUGAUACCGUGUCCUUCAUUGAGCAGCACUAUAUUGCUGAGCGUGGCCUGCCUGAUAUGCCUGUCAAGUUUCUUCAGAAGUACAUCGACGAAGGCAGGUUGGGAGCCAAGUCUGACAAGGGAGGGUUGCUCCCUCCAAGCAAACCUGUCGAGUCAAACCACGAAAGCUCGCUCUACUUCUUAGACAUCGGGCUGUCAAGGGGGAACGCAAAAGAAUGUGCUUCAGCUGGCCGCGUGUUGCUGGGUUCCAGCGAUGGGAAGCCCAUGAAGACACUUGUCUCAGGUCAGCGCAUGCCCGAUGGUAUCGACAUUUCGAAGUCCACCGGAAAGCUCUUCUGGACCUGCAUGGGCAACCCUUCGGCCAACGACGGUGCCGUUCUCAGCUGCAAUCUCAAUGGUACAGAUCUUGAGGAGAUUGUCUCUCAAGGCCUGGUUCAUACCCCAAAGCAGUUGACUGUCGAUAACACCAACUCGAAACUGUACUUUGCUGAUCGCGAGGGAAUGCGGAUCAUGAGAUGCAACUUCGAUGGCUCUGAGCUCGAAGUCUUGGUCCAGGCUGGUGAUUGGCAGGUCGAUGAACAUAUGCUGGACCCUACACGAUGGUGUGUUGGUAUCACCGUCUCAGCUGAUACUGGCAAGUUCUACUGGACGCAGAAGGGUCCGUCCAAGGGAGGAAAGGGUCGCAUCCUUCAAGCCAACAUCGCCUUCCAACCAGGCGAGGAUGCAGCGAGCAGGACAGAUAUCGAGGUGUUAUUCCAGGGCUUACCUGAACCUAUUGACCUGGAGAUCGAUGAGGAUGAGAAGGUCCUGUACUGGACGGACCGGGGUGAGUUACCAGAUGGCAACACUAUUAACCGCGCCCAGCUCAAUGGAAUCACCAAGGUGACUCACGAUGGUGCAAGCAAGCCAGACACUGAUUAUGAGGUUGUCGCCCGAGGAUUACAUGAGGCUAUCGGCAUCAAGCUUGACUCAAAGAAACGUCGAAUCUUUGCCACAGACUUGGGAGGCUCGGUGUACCAGUUUGAUAUGGAUGGAGGUAACAGGAAGAAGGUGUAUGAAGGGUCUGGGGCGUUUGUGGGUAUCACUAUGGCGUAG
Messenger RNA from Fusarium tjaetaba, 1812 nucleotides. RefSeq names its product alcohol dehydrogenase. Lineage: Eukaryota; Fungi; Ascomycota; Sordariomycetes; Hypocreales; Nectriaceae. The transcript has a single exon. Bases 1 to 1812 code for a protein of 603 amino acids. Gene Ontology annotation, molecular function: oxidoreductase activity, acting on the CH-OH group of donors, NAD or NADP as acceptor; NAD+ binding. The record is from RefSeq and is a predicted model, not a curated record. Gene Ontology annotation, biological process: fatty acid metabolic process.